AAAAUUUACUAUCUUCCAGGCAAGCUCUCAAUCAAGGAGAAAUUGUAGAUUUUAUAAAGCACGACCAGUUAGAAAACACCGAAGACAUUCCAGAAACGAGAAGAGAUUCUCAAGAAAUCCGUUCGCCUUAAACACAUAAUUAUGGAGGAAGCUUUAACGACGUCUCCCCUGAUGUUCCUCCUCAAACUGGCCUGGGAUUGCAGAUACCGCAUACCUCUGAUCAUCACCAUCGGUUUCAUGGCAUUGGACAUCAGAAUGCAGUUCGAGUUGAAUGUACAAACGAGAAGGAUCAGGAGGGUGAGUUUACCCUCUAGCGGAUCUUCCAAUCAGGACGAUACGUCAGAGAAUCAAGAAGGCGAACUAGAUUAUACGUGGACAAGUGCGGACGAUGCACUCUCUAAUUCCACCGAAUCAGAAAGAGCUGUUACGCCGGAUUUUGCUGCUAGUGGGCCCCCAGACGCAGGAACAUCGGGAAACCAAUACAUCUCCGCCACGAUCGAGAGCUUUCCAAAUAUUUAGAUCUGAUCAGAACCGUUUAUUUAUUGAAUAAAUUCGACUAUAACAACUUAUACGAUAUUUAUUUUAAAAAAUCAUGUAUUCCGAUAUGAAUGAUGCCAUUUUCUUAGGUUACGAUAACUUCGAGGGAUUUAGAACUCUCUAAGUUCAAAAUGAAUUAUACAAAAGACCGUUUAAUAUUGUUUUUGUUGAUUAUCUUAGGAUUGUCUAUUUAAAUUGUACUUUGGAAUUAAGAAUCUGUGAAUAUAUAGAGAUGGUUAAGUAA
Molecule: messenger RNA, 781 nt
Organism: Coccinella septempunctata (seven-spotted ladybird)
Lineage: Eukaryota; Metazoa; Arthropoda; Insecta; Coleoptera; Coccinellidae
Exons: 3
Coding region: 142-519 (125 amino acids)
Source: RefSeq, a predicted model, not a curated record